AUGCUGCGCGGUUCGGUGGUGUUCCGUGGCAAAGAGGGGGAGUGCCCCCGAUCACAUUUGAGGCGAUUCCACGAGCUCAUCGAUGGAAUCAAGAUAAAUGGGGUCCCAGCCGAUGCCAUCCAACUGAGGUACUUUCCAUUUACCCUGGAGGGGCAGGCCAAGGAGUGGCUAUACAUUCGACCUCCAGGCUCUAUCACCACAUUCGCCAAUCUGGCGGACAAGUUCCUCACUCGCUACCAUCCCCCGUCCAAGACGGCGGCCCUACAGAAGCAAAUUACCCACUUUGCUCAGGAUGAAGAUGAGACCAUCCGGGAUGCUUGGGAGAGAUACACUAGUCUCUUCCUCAAGUGUCCCAACCAUGGUUUUACCGACGCCUUCAAGGUGGGAACCUUCUACCAUGCCCUCUUCCCGGAAGACAAGCAGCUGAUUGACUCGGUCUGUGGCGGGAAUAUGCUCACCAAAACACCGCCACAGCUGAAUCAACUCUUUGAAGAGAUGGCAGAGCAGGGCUAUGACUGA
This is a messenger RNA of Linum trigynum, 519 nucleotides long. Lineage: Eukaryota; Viridiplantae; Streptophyta; Magnoliopsida; Malpighiales; Linaceae. The record is from the annotation of a GenBank genome assembly.